UGUGGAUCUCACUGAUAAGACCUUUUACACUUCCACUGUUCAGUUAUCUCUUGGUGUGGGUUUUCAGGUGGCGUAUCAAAGAAUCAAGACUGUGUAUGUGUUUUGUGUGUGUGUCUGUGUGUUCCAGGCGCUGUAAUACAGGAGCGGGACGGUGUGUACGUUUAUUUUUGGCUCAGUGUAAGCUUGUCGAUGGCUGCCGAUGCAUCGCAAAGGAAAGCUCUGAGAUAUCAGCAGACCCUGCUGUAUGGAGAGUACAGGGAGCAGCUGGGUAGUCAUGCCCGGAGGGAGGCCACACAUCUGCUAACCGAGAACCAGUCAAAUAGACAUGCUGGCAAUGCUAGGGCAAUUAGAAGAGGCUAUGGCCGAAGGCAUCAUAUCGCAUUGGAAACAGAACCCAUGACCCCAGGAUUUAGCCACUCUUCCUCAAUAAAAGAACCUGAACCUUACUCGAAAUGCCAAGAUUGCCUGAGACGAAUACAGGGGUAUUUAGUAACAAAGCUUGGGGAGGACUGGAUUUUCCUGGUGCUGCUGGGUCUCACCAUGGCUCUAGUCAGUUGGAGUAUGGACUAUGCCAGUGCAAAGAGCCUACAAGCAUACAAAUGGAUGUAUGCAGAGCUAAAAGGGAACGUGCCACUACAAUAUCUGGCCUGGGUGACGUAUCCCAUAAUUCUCAUUGUGUUCUCAUCUGUCUUUUGCCACCUGGUCUCUCCACAAGCCAUAGGUUCUGGAAUACCAGAGCUGAAGACCAUUCUGCGCGGCGUGGUGCUGAAGGAGUAUCUAACUCUGAAAGCCUUUGUGGCUAAAGUCAUCGGUUUGACUGCGAGCCUGGGCAGUGGCAUGCCUUUGGGAAAAGAGGGCCCUUUUGUCCACAUUGCAAGUAUCUGUGCUGCUGUGCUGAGCAAAGUAAUGUCUAUAUUCACAGGAGUGUACGAGAAUAGUGCCCAUGUUCAGGACCUGCUGGUGUGUGCGUGUGCAGUGGGAGUCGGCACCUGUUUCGGUGCCCCUCUGGGAGGUGUGUUGUUCAGUAUUGAGGUCACAUCCACUUAUUUUGCUGUGAGGAAUUAUUGGAGAGGAUACUUCGCCGCUACGUUCAGCGCCUUUAUAUUCAGAGUGCUGUCUGUUUGGAACAAAGACUCUGUCACAAUUACUGCUCUGUUCCGCACAAAAUUCCGGAUGGACUUUCCGUUUGACCUGCAGGAGCUGCCAGCAUUUGCUGUCAUUGGGAUCUCAUGUGGAUUUCUGGGAGCAUUCUUUGUUUAUCUAAACAGACAGGUUGUUUUGUUUAUGAGGAGACCAACAGCACUCACCCAAUUCCUCACAAAAUACCGGUUGAUUUACCCUGGUGUGGUCACUUUCAUUAUUGCCAGCUUCACAUUUCCACCAGGCUUUGGUCAGUUUAUGGCCGGUGAGCUGAUGCCAAGAGAGUGUAUCAGCUCUCUGUUUGAUAACUUCACCUGGACAAAAGUCUGGGACCCCACCACGGAACCAGGCCUGGGCCGCUCCACUGCGUGGUUCCAUUCGGAAGUCAGCGUCUUUGUCAUCAUGCUUCUCUUUUUCAUCAUGAAGUUUUGGAUGUCUGCAGUUUCAACGACGAUGCCGAUCCCCUCUGGCGCCUUUAUGCCUGUCUUUAUACUUGGAGCUGCAUUUGGCCGGUUGGUAGGCGAGAUCAUGGCCACACUUUUUCCAAAUGGUAUCCUCUUUGAUGAUAUUGUUUACCGAAUCCUACCUGGAGGCUACGCUGUGAUUGGUGCUGCAGCGAUGACCGGUGCAGUCACACACACAGUUUCGACAGCAGUGAUCUGCUUUGAGCUGACCGGGCAGAUAUCACACAUCCUACCCAUGAUGGUGGCAGUGAUCCUGGCUAACAUGGUGGCACAGGGCCUGCAGCCAUCACUUUAUGAUUCCAUAAUCCAGGUCAAAAAGCUCCCUUAUCUCCCAGAGCUUGGUUUUGGACACAUCAGUAAGUAUAAUAUCUGUGUGGAGGACAUCAUGGUGAAGAAGGUGAAGUUUUUGUCUCCUCAGACCACAUACCGUGAGCUUCUUCACCUUCUGCAGAGCACAACCCUCAAAACCAUCCCAGUGGUGGAUUCUAAAGAGUCAAUGAUUUUGUUGGGCUCUAUAGAGAGGUGUGAGCUUCAAGCAGCCUAUGACUGGUGGCUGUCAGCCGAGAGACGAAUCACUAACCAAGGUCAGACAAUGUGCAGUCCAGGAUCUGUGGUCAACUGGGAAACCUUCAGUUUAGUAGAUGAAGAAGCAGGAGAGGAGAGCAAGGAAAAGGAAAACACAGUCUCUGAGGAGCACAAUGGUCCACUGGACACUGGGGGGGAUCCCAACAAUCACACGGCGCCUGGUGCACUCGGAUUCAUGAGGAGCGCACUUCAUCGCCUCUUGUCCAACUCAUCCUCGCCGCAGCAGGCUAAGUCACAGGAUGAACUACCCGCUCCUGUAACAGACAGCAUGACUCCAGAGGAGAUCAAAGCCUGGGAGGAUGCUGAGCUGGAUAAGCCGAUCGAUAUUGAUCAGAUUCGCAUCGAUCCCUCUCCGUUUCAGCUGGUGGAAAGAACAUCGCUGCAUAAGACACACACCCUUUUUUCUCUUUUGGGUCUCAGUCAUGCCUAUGUCACUAGCAUAGGUAAACUUGUGGGGGUCGUAGCGCUUAAAGAGCUUCAGAAGGCCAUAGAAGGUUCAACCCGUAGUGGCGUGCGUCUCCGCCCCCCUCUGGCCAGUUUCAGAGAUGCCAGCCGUAAAGCCAAGGAGCACCCACAUCCAGGAUCAGCCCCCUCAUCUCCCAUUCGAGACAAAGACCUGUGGAGUGAGGGAGAAAAGAAGGAAACGAAAGACGAAGCAGAGCCCAAAUUGGCCGAACCAAAAGAAACAGAGUGCAAGGUCAAAGUAGACGGCAGCAGCAGAAAUUCAGAUCAUCCAGCACAGGGUCAGCCUUUCUCCUCUUUCUCUCCCUCUUCUCCAUCUAUCCCUCUCACAUCCCUCCAUCCUCUGCCUGAAAAGGAGACAAAUGGAGAGAAAGAGAGUGAUGAUGAACUGGUUUAAGGAUUCUCUGUUUUUAUAUGUCUUUCUUCCACAGACUUAACCCUCUGUAGAGUCUCUGUUGAGACGUUGGUGAGCUUUGGCUGCAGAUGUUCUAAAAAUGUACUACGUGAUGUGAAGUUUUUCUACAUCUGAUACAGAUUCCUUGGUCUAUUUCUAAGACUCUCCCUACCUGUCUCAGGACACUGUGUAUCAGCCCUCCCUCAGUCUGCCUCAAUGUCUGCGUGUCCUUUUAUCUGUUAUUGAGAAGCAGGUGCUUGAACAUCACAUCUAAUCAGCAUGUUUAAUAUUUCCAUUAGUUAGAUGAUCCAUUAAAUUGCCUUCCAAAUAAUUUAAGCUUCAGAAUUUUGUUUCUCUUAUCGCACUGCUUGAUUAUGAUCCAGACAAAUUAUUAUUAAAUGGAAUUAUAACCAGUGUCUUUAAAAUGUGAUUAAUAUGUUUUCUGUAGUUUUGUUUUUCUAACAAAUUGUUUAAAAAAAAUUAUUUCAUUCUUGUUCAGGACCUUGCUUCAUAUUGAACCUAAACAAAACAUUGCAUUGUUUUAGACAAAAAAAAAUACAAUACAGAAUUACUUCUUCUUUGUUUAUUUGUUUGUUUUUCAUUAUUGUCAUAUGGGAAGAGGUGUAGAAUAGGGGUAGAUGGGGUAUUUGUCUAUGGCUAGGGUUUUUUUUUUUUAAUCUCGUGCAGGAAUAAGAAGGAGAGCGCACGAGACAGAGACAGGGAGAGAGAAGUGAAAGCACACUGGAAGAACCAUGUCAUUAGACCCUUCAGACAAGCAUGCAUAGAUAUAGGCAUCACAGAUCGAAUUCCCACUUACACUUAUUGAAAUAAGUCUAUAUCCAAAUAAAAUCCAAAUGAAUUCAUGUCUGUAUGUUUAGAACAUAUUUGGAUCACAUUUCUAACAAAAGGUUAAACCUUUACAUAGCUUGAACAAAAUAUCUGAACAAAAAACCCUGUAGAUGAUGACCAUUUUGUGUCAUGAUUCCUCCAUUAAAAUGAAAACCAAGCAAAAAGAGACAGAAUCUGAGAAACGGAUAGUGACCAACAAAUAAACGGAGAAAAUAUAAACAAAAGUGAUUAUAGUCAUGCCCAUUAUGUUGUGUUAUAUUGAAAGAUGGCAGUAGAGUCAUACAAAAACGUCUUAAAAUCACAAACAAUCUGCAGUCACAAAUUGUAAUAACCAAAGAAAUACAUUUGGUUUGUGAUUAUUACUAUAUUCAUUCAUAUUUUUUUUUAUCUUACAUAUGAAGAAACAAAAUACCUAACAGGAAAUGACAUUACUCUUCUGGUUAUAAUGAUGAUGUGACCUGUUUUGUAGUUUGGUAUAAUUUGUUCUUGAUGGCUUGCUAGAAGCACUCUCUGAUCUUCUGAAGAAAUAUUAAGCCGUGUUAUGCAAAUUGAGUGUGUAUGUUGUCUUGGCUGAACUGAAAUUCAUGAAUGCAUGAAUAAGAAUGAAAAAUAACACAAAUCAUUCUUAUAAGAUGUUGCCAAAUAACGUAUGGCCCAUGUUCUAUUGUAAUCAAUCCUGCAGCCCAGACAAGAAAAUGCUGGACCAAAUUACUCUACAUUUAUUUUGCUCCAUAUUUCACCUUGACUGUUAGACACAUUUACACAUUUCUCAUAUUGAUCUGGAGAUUUCAAAAUAAAUUCCCACCUAAACGGUUCAAAAUUAUGCAGCUGAACCCACUUCCUUCUUUCCUUCACAAGAUUAAAUAUCGACUGGGUAAAAGAUGAUGUUGCAGGGUAUUAAGAGGAAACCUAAUGAAGAGUGAUGCCAUUCCCACCAAACGUGUCUACAUCGCUAAA
Molecule: messenger RNA, 4851 nt
Organism: Silurus meridionalis
Lineage: Eukaryota; Metazoa; Chordata; Actinopteri; Siluriformes; Siluridae
Gene: clcn1b
Product: chloride channel, voltage-sensitive 1b
Exons: 24
Coding region: 190-3048 (952 amino acids)
Biological process (GO): transmembrane transport; chloride transport
Cellular component (GO): membrane
Molecular function (GO): voltage-gated chloride channel activity
Source: RefSeq, a predicted model, not a curated record